Phycodurus eques (leafy seadragon) is the source of this 3984-nucleotide messenger RNA. Its product is annotated as phospholipase D1-like. The transcript is spliced from 26 exons. The record is from RefSeq and is a predicted model, not a curated record. Lineage: Eukaryota; Metazoa; Chordata; Actinopteri; Syngnathiformes; Syngnathidae. Gene Ontology annotation, biological process: regulation of microvillus assembly; phosphatidic acid biosynthetic process; intracellular signal transduction. Gene Ontology annotation, molecular function: phosphatidylinositol binding; D-type glycerophospholipase activity. The coding region runs from base 328 to 3678 and encodes 1116 amino acids.
CUGUGUGCACUUUGUGCGUGUCGCGUUGGGGAACACACGCACACGCACACGGCACGUACGCGACACCCGUUUGCUUUCCGGGAGGCCCGACGCAAAGCAGCUCGACGGCGUCCGAAAGCUUCAGAGCGCGCCGCGCCGCCGACGACUUCUUCGAGUGACAGGAAGUGCUGGCGCGGUGACUCUGGCGAGUAGGCGUGGUCUUGCCCUUGCGGCUCACUCUCGGUCUCCGGCACUUUCUCGUCAUCUGGAGGAGGGAAGAGCCGCACCGAAAGCCCCUGCUUCCUUCUUUCCGGUGAGCCCGAGCCUCCCGGCUGAUCGUCGGCGGCCAUGUUGGCUCAAAGCCAGCCCGCUUCCAGCACGCUGCAACUGGUCGCCAGCGACGUGAGCGGCAUCAUGGAGACCCUGGACGCCCGCGAGCUCGACACGGGCGACGCGGGCGACGCGAGCGCCGGCGGCGGACCGCCAGGGGACGGCCUGCCCUUCCUGGCGGUGUACAAGACGGUGGGCUUCAAGGACAGCAAGUCGGCCUUCCUGUCGCGUCCCGUCACCGCCAAGAUCCUGGAGGCGGAGCGCUUCACGCCGUCCCAGGACCGCUUCGACGUCGGCCGGGAGAGGAGCGUCGGCGAGUCCACGGCGGCGGUGUACAAGAUCGAGAUGAAGCACGGCGAGUUCACGUGGUUGGUGAAGAAGAAGGAGAAACACUUCCACGAUCUCCACAGAGACUUGAAGACGUACAAGGCCGUCCUCAACCUGUCGCUGGCCACGCGAAGUCACACCGUCAGGAGGCAGACGGCCGGCGGGGCGGGCAGGAACAUCCCCGACCUGCCCAGAGGAGGCGGAGACGAGCUGGUCCGCGAGGAGCAAGUGUCCAGCCGCAAGAAGCAACUAGAAGAUUACCUCAACAAGCUCCUGGAGAUGCCCACGUACCGCAACUACCACGGCAUGAUGGAGUUCAUCGACGUCAGCCGGCUGUCGUUCAUCCGCGAUCUGGGUCCGAAAGGCUUAGAAGGAAUGGUUCUGAAGCGGUCCGGCGGCCAUCGGAUCCCCGGACUCAACUGCUGCGGUCAGAGCAAGAUGUGCUACCGCUGGUCCAAACGGUGGCUGGUGGUGAAGGACUCGUUCCUGCUGUACGUGAAACCCGACUCGGGCGCCAUCUCCUUCGUCAUGCUGUUCGACAAAGAGUUCGGCGUCAAGAUGGACUCCAAGGACACGGAGACGCAGCACGGCGUGCGCGUCGACAGCCUGUCCAGGUGCCUCGUGCUGAAGUGCAGCAGCUACCGGCACGCGCGCUGGUGGGGGCGGGCCAUCGAGGGCUUCGUGCAGGAGCGCGGCGCCGCCUUCCUGACCGACCACCGCUUCGGAUCCUUCGCCAGGCGGGAGGACGACGUCCCGGCCAAAUGGUACGUGAACGGGAAGACUUACAUGGAAGAUGUGGCCGACGCUCUGGAGGAGGCCAAAGAAGAAAUCUUCAUCACAGACUGGUGGUUGAGUCCCGAGAUCUUCCUGAAGAGGCCCAUCGUGGAGGGCAACCGCUGGCGUUUGGACCACGUGCUGCGGCGCAAAGCGCAACAAGGCGUCCACGUCUACGUGAUGCUCUACAAGGAAGUGGAGCUGGCGCUGGGCAUCAACUCGGGCUACAGCAAACUCACGCUGCGCCACCUGCACCCCAACAUCAAGGUGAUGCGCCACCCGGACCACGUGUCGUCGGCCGUGUACUUGUGGGCGCAUCACGAGAAGAUCGUGGUCAUCGACCAAUCGGUGGCCUUCGUGGGCGGGAUCGACCUGGCGUACGGCCGCUGGGACGACCGCGAGCACAGACUCGCCGACGUGGGCAGCGUGACCUUCUCGCAAAGCCAGCAGUUAUUACACCUGCGGCCGUCGCCAUCCCAGGCCGCGGCGGCCCUAGCCGACGGCGGCGGCUACGGCAACGCCGCCUUCUCGCCCGACGAUGUGGCGGUGCAGCCCAAGGUCAAAGGUCAGAGCAGGAUGAGGCGGGCCAAGAUGAGCAUCAAGCGGCACCUGCGGAAACACGGACUCGCCCGCGCCGACAGCGACGACGACCUCGACCCCGACUGUGCAGAAAGCGACGCGGAGCGGCCGGGCGACGACGACGACCUGUGCGGCAACACGCGCUUCUGGCACGGCAAAGAUUACUGCAACUUUGUGCACAAAGACUGGAUCGAACUGGACAAACCUUUCGACGAUUUCAUCGACCGCCACGUGACGCCCAGGAUGCCCUGGCACGACAUCUCGUCGGUGGUUCACGGCAAAGCGGCGCGCGACGUGGCCAGACACUUCAUCCAGCGCUGGAACUUCACCAAGAUCGUGAAGCCGAAAUAUCGUCUGCUGUCCUUCCCGUACCUUCUGCCCAAGUCGCACACCACCGCCGGGCAUCAGCGCUACCGAGUCCCGGGAUGCGUCAACGCCAACGUUCAGAUCCUCCGCUCGGCGUCCGACUGGUCGGCCGGCAUCAAGUACCACGAAGAGUCCAUCCACAACGCCUACGUGCACGUCAUCGAGAACAGCCGGCAUUUCAUCUACAUUGAGGGAGGGCGAAAAGUACCGCGUGUACGUGGUGACGCCGCUGCUGCCGGGCUUCGAAGGCGACAUCAGCACCGGGGGAGGCAGCGCCAUCCAGGCCAUCAUGCACUUCAACUACAGGACCAUGAACAGAGGCGACCACUCCAUCAUCUCGCAGCUGAAGAGAGAAAUGGACGACCAGUGGAUCAACUACAUCUCCAUCGCCGGCCUGCGGACGCACGCCGAGCUGGAGGGGAAGCUGGUGACCGAGCUCAUCUACGUGCACAGCAAGAUGCUCAUCGCCGACGACAACGCCGUCAUCAUCGGCUCGGCCAACAUCAACGACCGCAGCAUGCUGGGAAAGCGCGACAGCGAGGUGGCCGUGAUCGUGGAGGACUCGGAGACGGUGGCGUCGGUCAUGGACGGGCGGGCGUACCGGGCGGGACGUUUCGCUCUGGGGCUUCGCGUCGAGUGCUUCAAGACCAUUUUGGGCGCUCACGGCGACCCGAGCAUCGACGUGUCGGACCCGAUCAGCGAUCAGUUCUACAAGGAGGUCUGGAUGAGCACGUGCGCUCGCAACGCCACCAUCUACCAGAAGGUUUUCCGCUGCCUCCCGUCCAGCGACGUGCGCAACGUCCCGGAGCUGGACGGCUACCUGGGCAAGCCGGGCCUGGACCGGGACGACCCGGCCCGGGCUCACGAGGAGCUCCGCAAGAUCCGCGGAUUCGCGGUGCAGUUUCCGCUGCAGUUCCUCGCCGAGCAGAACCUUCUCCCUCCCAUCGGGUCCAAGGAGGCCAUGGUGCCCAUGGAGGUUUGGACCUGAGGCCUCUCGGCAGGACUCGCGGGAAGCUGACGGCCGGUCGGAGUCGCGCGGGUUCUGCGGAACUUCACCCAGAAACUCUUUUUUUUUUUUUUUUUUUUUUUUUUUCUCCUACCAAACCUCUUCGUGAAGCGAAAGACCGAUGGCAACGGCUCACGUGGCAAACGAAACGUCUCCCGGGCGGACGUCGUUCUCGUAGCGCCUCCGGCGGGCCUCGACGUGCGCUCGUCACGGAGACGCGUCGCGAGCUCGCGCGCUCCUCCGUCCGUGACCGACGCGACGUCGUCGGAACGCCGGGAAGACGCCAGCGGCUCCUCGGACGUCAUCGGCGCGCGUGACGAAGUCGCCUUCCCGCGGCGGCGUGUGUCUGGCUCGCCGUCCUCCAUCUCGUUUCCCGCGGCGGCGUGCUCACGUUACCCACGCAACGAAUCUUCUCCUCUUCCUCUUCCUCCCUCGUUUUUGCUCGCCGUCCUUUCUCCUCGUUCUCAUUUGCGGUGUCCUCCUCCUUCGCCAUCUACGGGCUGCCUCAAAAUGUGGAAAGGAAGUGCGCGUUGUUGUUCUCCAUGUUUUCUGUCUGUUUGCACGUUUGUCCUCCGCCAAACGCGCACGCUCGUCGCCUCCUUCAAAUAAAGCAACCGUGAAGU